This is a messenger RNA of Cuscuta europaea, 1212 nucleotides long. The record is from the annotation of a GenBank genome assembly. Lineage: Eukaryota; Viridiplantae; Streptophyta; Magnoliopsida; Solanales; Convolvulaceae.
CUAAGUCUAUUUUUUUUAUCUCUCCAUCUCUCUAAAUUGCAAAAAAAAUCUCUCCAUUUCUCUUUGAUCAAUACAAUCCACCCUCUGAGAUAAGCCGCUCAAGUUCGAAUUUAACCAACUGAAGUAGUGGGUUACGAGUUGGAGCUUCUUUCGCACUCGUCGUUAUCACCAUACUUUGCAGAUUGCAGCCGUCGCUGCAAACCUCCGCCCGAUUUCUUCCGCACCACCGAUACAUUUUCAGUUUCUGCGAGGCAUCGUUGAUUUCCAGCAUUUGGGCGUUUCCUUAUUAUUUGGUUAAGCUUUUUGAGGGCAGGAUGGAGGGGAAAGGGGAUAGCGUGAGGGAGGAGCGAGUGGUGGAGGCGAGAGCAAGAAAUAUCAGUCACAACGUUAGGUGCACUGAGUGUGGCAGUCAAUCCAUCGAAGAUUCUCAAGCUGACAUUGCAAUUCUUCUCCGCAAGUUGAUUCGAGAUGAGAUUCGAGUGGGAAAAAGUGACAAAGAGAUCUUCAAAAAACUGGAGGACGAUUAUGGUGAGACAGUGCUUUAUGAACCAAAAUUUGAUCUUCAGACAGCGGCAUUGUGGCUAUCACCGCUUAUUACUGCUGGUGCUGUUGGAGGUGUUUGGGCUUUCCAAAGACACAGGAAAAAGACCAAUGUACACAUCAUGGCUUUGAAUCUCAUUAGGGGGGUCCCGCUAACACCUAAGGAGAGGGAGACCAUGCUUAAUAUCCUUACCCCACCCCCUUCUCAUCAUUCUCCCUUGUAUUGGUGGAAGAGAUUGAUUGGUCAUUGAACUUGAAGAAUAUGAUUCCCAUUCAAAAGAUGUUCGCCUUUGGCUGUGAAGUUUGGUGCAAAUGUGCAAUGGAAUAUAUACUCUUCUUUAAGUCAUCAUCUUCUAAUGAGUAUUCAAGUUCUUGUUAUUAUGCAAGGAUUACAGUUUGGAAUCCUUGGAUAUGUGUUCACUUCUUCAUUGUCAUUUUCCUCUAGUUGAUCUAUAUAUUUUAUACGGAGUAGUUGUCAUUGCGUGUUCUUUAGCCAGCUACUUUGUGCCUAUGUAAAUAAAUACUGUGUUUGUCCCAAACAGCUCAGGCUCAGUUUAAAUGAAGGGUUUUGGAGAUCUUAAGACCUGUUAUGUUUCCUGUAAAAAAUUGACCUGGUCUGAGACUGAGUAUUUCUGGUGCAGUCUGAAUAGUUCCCGUAUGGCUUGAUAUGGA